This is a messenger RNA of Megalobrama amblycephala (Wuchang bream), 1212 nucleotides long. Its product is annotated as EKC/KEOPS complex subunit TP53RK-like. Lineage: Eukaryota; Metazoa; Chordata; Actinopteri; Cypriniformes; Xenocyprididae. Gene Ontology annotation, molecular function: protein serine/threonine kinase activity; ATP binding. The transcript has 2 exons. Bases 43 to 762 code for a protein of 239 amino acids. The record is from RefSeq and is a predicted model, not a curated record. Gene Ontology annotation, biological process: protein phosphorylation. Gene Ontology annotation, cellular component: EKC/KEOPS complex; nucleus; cytosol.
AGAAGAAGAGUGUUUAUUUCCGGAAACAGAGCGCAUGGCUGCAUGUCAGAGGUUUGGAUCAUGGCUCAGUCAAACUCACUAAAAGCGAGUGUCCCGUCGUAUUUAAAAGACGCACAGUUGAUUAAACAAGGCGCAGAAGCUCGUGUCUAUCGAGGUACGUUUUUGGGGCGGUCCGUCAUUAUUAAAGAGAGAUUCCCAAAAUUAUAUCGCCACCCUGAAGUCGAUGAGAAACUGACGCGCCGCAGAACCACGCAGGAGGUGCGAUCCAUUCUGCGCUGCAGGAGAGCAGGUAUCAACGCACCUGUUGUGUAUUUCGUUGACUACACCACGCAUUGUAUUUUCCUGGAGGAUAUUAUUCACUCUGUGUCGGUCAGAGACCACAUUGCAUCAGAACAAAACCCACAGCGCCUCCAGGCUCUAGCAGACAAGAUCGGUGAAGUCCUGGCUCAGAUGCAUGACGAAGAUGUCAUCCAUGGUGAUCUCACCACCUCCAACAUGCUUCUGAUCACCGGAGCUGACCAGCAACAUAUUCACCUGGUUCUGAUUGACUUUGGCUUGAGUUACAUUUCUGCGCUAGCAGAAGAUAAAGGAGUUGACCUGUAUGUGUUGGAGAAAGCUUUUCUCAGCACUCACCCCAAAACAGAGACUUUGUUUGAGAGACUUCUGAAAAGUUACACGGCUUCAUCUAAAAAGUCCUCGGCAGUCAUCAAGAAACUGGACGAGGUUCGGUUGAGAGGACGGAAGAGGUCUAUGGUUGGAUAAAGCAUAGUACACAAUAUAUUUUUGCGUCACAUGCUUUUUCUUUUUUUUUUCUUUUUAUUUGAGCUUUAGUAUACAAAUAUAAUGUAAUAAAUGGUUUAAACUCAAAUGAUCAAUUCAUAAUAGACAAAUGUACACCCUUGACUGAAGACACCAACAUUUACACAUGGAAAGCUUCUGAUUUUUUUUUUUUUUUUUUUUUUUUUUUUUUUUUUUUUUUUGAAAAUGUUCAUAAUGAAUGUUGUUCAAAGAGUGGUCUUGUUGUUCUUUAAUGUAGUGUUUUAUCUGUUGGUAAAUAUAAAUAAUAAUAUAGAGCAAUAAUUGCCAAAAAAUUAGAGCUGAAUAUUUUGAGACCUACUAAAAAUACAUGUGAUGCUAAACAUGUAAAUCAGCUUCUCAACAGGUUCAGAUUUCCUCAACCUGCAAAUGUAUCCAAUAAAGAACUGGAUAAAU